Trichoderma harzianum CBS 226.95 is the source of this 1148-nucleotide messenger RNA. RefSeq lists its product as hypothetical. The record is from RefSeq and is a predicted model, not a curated record. Bases 246 to 1148 code for a protein of 300 amino acids. Lineage: Eukaryota; Fungi; Ascomycota; Sordariomycetes; Hypocreales; Hypocreaceae. The transcript has a single exon.
AUUCAGGGCAAGCACCGACUCUAUCAAGCAGGAAGUAGCCGAUCCAUAGUAAUCUCCUGGAGUGUCACAACACACAAAGUCGAGCUUACCGUGAUAGAACUGAAUAGCCAACAUUGCCAUCAGGGAGGCAGCUACAUCUCUGAAAGAGAAAAAGAGAAACGUACUAUGCUUAUAUAGAGCGUACACGCCGCAUCUGCCACCCUGAAACCUCUCGACUUGACAUCCAGCAACGCAUUUAUAUAAACAUGACCACACUUUCAUUCCAAACAGCCAUCUCUUAUCUGCAUCAUACAACAGUCUGUAUGUCUCGUCUUAAUCUCCAGUCUCGCUCUGGGAGCUACCACACAAUCGUUUCUGCCAGCCAGCAAUUGGAAAAAACAGCAAUGAGGAUCAGGGACUUUGGCCGAUCCGUCAGGGACCAUAUCGCUACAUCAUGGACGCGUCUGGGGAGAAACCGUGAUACGACUCAGCAAGAUCUUGAAUCCGGUAGCAGGGAAAACUUGUUCAGUCGCUUGGAAGCCAGCCGCAGGGAAAUCAUGGUCAGGCGCACCAUCAGGCAAGAAACACACCCUCGGCCUACAGAUCUGCUUCAUGAUCCUUACCCGUCAUUCUCGCCGGUUGAAGGCGUUCACGUUCGUAGGACUGUUUCUUCCGAAUUUACGCACCACCAACUCACCAUUAGGGCCCAAGAAGAGUUCACUCCCCCGGGAUCUCCAACCGGAACAACUCUUGGAAUCCCGGCCGAGCAUCUUCUAGACGAGAACCCUGAAGAGAUGAUGGGUGACAUCAUCCAGGCUCUCCCUCCCAAUUUUGAUAACCCCUUUGUUAGAUCACGGAGGAGUCUCGCAGACAGUGAUGAGAGUUCGGGAACACUUUCGGACGACUCGAUACAAUCUAGCUUUCCCAAUAUUGCAACUCCCGUAACGCAGCCCGGUAGCCCGGUGGGCGAUUCACCCGUACGUGCAGCUACAGGAGCUUCUUUGGGAAGGGAUCCAGACAAUGGACCCGUGGUAUUUGUAGGAGGGGGAUAUGUAACCGACGGUUCAAACGUCAUGUAUAUAUGCAGGCGUUGUGGCGGAGGAACGGCCCAUUACACCCGUGAUCAGUGGGAUCACAUCUUGAGAAUGUCGAGAAAGAUGGGGGAUUAA